Theobroma cacao (cacao) is the source of this 696-nucleotide messenger RNA. RefSeq names its product CP12 domain-containing protein 1 (gene CP12-1). Gene Ontology annotation, biological process: negative regulation of reductive pentose-phosphate cycle. Gene Ontology annotation, cellular component: chloroplast. The record is from RefSeq and is a predicted model, not a curated record. Lineage: Eukaryota; Viridiplantae; Streptophyta; Magnoliopsida; Malvales; Malvaceae.
CGUUUCAUCUCCGGAAAACAUUAAGACAGAUUUUUCACUCUUCACUGAAAACAGGAACAGGAACAGGGAGCACCAACAAGCAACAAUGGCAACCCUAUCUAGUCUUAACCUCGUAAGCCCAAGAGUCGUAGCCAACGUACUAGACUCCACAAAGGCUAGUUCCGUCAAGGUCCCAUACCUGACCCAGCCCUGGAAAAGGGUCUCCCAGUUGGGGUCUAGGCGAAUGAAGGUGAUCAGACCCGUGAGAGCUGCCCCUGACAGCAUAUCCGACAAGGUGGAAAAGAGCAUCAAGGAAGCAGAGGAGGCAUGCUCGGGUGACCCAGCGAGCGGAGAGUGCGUAGCGGCUUGGGACGAGGUGGAAGAGCUCAGUGCGGCAGCCAGCCACGCCAGGGACAAGAAGAAAGGAAACGAUCCUUUGGAGAAUUACUGCAAAGACCACCCGGAGACAGAUGAGUGCCGCACGUACGAGGAUUGAAAGGGCUUCUUAACUUAUUGAGCUUUUUCCUUAGAUGAUGAAAUUUGUCAGAAUUUUUAUAUGGUGAUAUCGAUGAUGAUGGAGUUUUUAGAUGUUGUAAACCUCUCUGUUUUAUGUGAAACUGAAGAUGUUAUUGGUGGUUAACUGGUUAUAAUGAUUGUAAUCCCAUACCAUACACUCGGGAAACAGAUAAUUUUUAAUUUAAGCGUUUUUAUGGAUUA